This is a messenger RNA of Talpa occidentalis (Iberian mole), 8552 nucleotides long. RefSeq names its product tetratricopeptide repeat domain 39B (gene TTC39B). The record is from RefSeq and is a predicted model, not a curated record. Gene Ontology annotation, biological process: negative regulation of cholesterol storage; regulation of cholesterol efflux; regulation of cholesterol metabolic process. The transcript has 20 exons. Bases 192 to 2039 code for a protein of 615 amino acids. Lineage: Eukaryota; Metazoa; Chordata; Mammalia; Eulipotyphla; Talpidae. Gene Ontology annotation, molecular function: protein binding.
GCUCGGAGGCGGCCUCCUGCCCUCUAGGGAAAUGGAUCCUGUGUCUGUCUCGGUCCAGGGGGGCGGGGAAAGCGCGGGUGAAGCCGUCCUCUUCCUCCCUCCCUGGUGCAGGGCUGAGCCUGGAUCUGAGAAACGGAGUCAUCUCUGAGCUCCCCGCUUGGUGUUUGGGCCGCGGCAGUCGGAGGAGGAACAUGGCGCUCGUGGGCAACCGGGCAGAGCUGGAGGCGGACGAGGACAUCUUUGAAGAUGCCUUGGAUACCAUCUCUAUGGCACGAACAGUUAUGGCAACAAGCAGCCAUCACUUGGCAUCCCUGGAUACAAAACAGGCAUCUGGACAGCAUGGAACAUCUAAUGUGAGCAGGUCACCAUCAAGUAAGGUGGAUCUCAAGAGUGGCCUAGAAGAAUGUGCAGUGGCAUUGAAUUUAUUUCUUAGUAACAAAUUUACAGAUGCCUUAGAAUUGCUUCGACCAUGGGCUAAAGACAGCAUGUACCAUGCCCUGGGCUACAGUACCAUUGUCGUGUUGCAGGCUGUCAUGACCUUUGAGCAACAGGACAUCCAAAAUGGCAUAUCCGCCAUGAGGGACGCCUUACAAACCUGCCAAAAAUAUAGAAAAAAAUGCACAGUUGUGGAAACCUUUUCAAGUCUUCUUUCUAGAGGAUCAUUUGAACAGCUGACUGAAGAGGAAAUGCAUGCUGAAAUCUGUUAUGCCGAGUGUCUCCUACAGAAAGCAGCACUCACGUUUGUUCAGGAUGAAAAUAUGAUCAACUUCAUCAAAGGUGGACUCAAAAUUAGAACAAGUUACCAAAUAUAUAAAGAAUGUCUUUCUAUCCUGAAUGUAAUUCAGAACAAAAAAGUUGAACAACAGUUUUUCUAUGAAUUUGAAGGGGGUGUCAAGCUUGGAAUAGGGGCCUUUAAUUUGAUGCUGUCUCUUUUACCAGCACGGAUUAUCAGGCUACUAGAAUUUAUAGGAUUUUCUGGAAAUAGGGAACUGGGCCUCCUGCAGUUACAGGAAGGUGCAUCAGGAAUGAGCAUGCGGUCUCCACUGUGCUGCUUAACUAUACUAGCUUUUCAUACUUAUAUCUCCCUAAUACUUGGUACAGGAGAAGUGAAUGUUGUGGAAGCAGAGAAUCUCCUUGCGCCCUUCCUCCAGCAGUUUCCAAAUGGCUCACUCAUGUUGUUUUAUCACGCCCGGAUACAGCUGCUAAAAGGGAAUGUGGAAGAGGCACAAGAGACAUUUCGAAAAUGCAUUUCAGCUCAAGAAGAGUGGAAACAGUUUCACCAUCUCUGUUACUGGGAGCUGAUGUGGAUUCAUGUAUACCAACAAAACUGGAUGGAGGCGUAUUACUAUUCAGAUCUGCUUUGCAAAGAGAGUAAAUGGUCUAAGGCAACAUAUGUGUUCUUGAAAGCUGCAAUUUUGAGUAUGCUUCCAGAGGAGGAUGUUGAAUCCACUAAAGAGAAUAUCAUAACUUUAUUCAGGCAGGUAGAUGGCUUGAAGCAGAGAAUUGCUGGGAAAUCGAUCCCUACUGAGAAGUUUGCUGUGAGGAAGUCUCGUCGUUACUCUGCCUCCUUACCUGCACCUGUGAAACUCACCUUGCCUGCCCUGGAAAUGAUGUAUGUCUGGAAUGGUUUUCCAAUAGUGAGCAAAAGAAAAGACCUUUCUGAAAAUCUGUUGGUAACUGUUGAAAAGGCUGAGGCAGCUUUACAAAAUGACAACCUCAAUGACUACUCUGUAGAUGACGAAUGCCUGGUGAAGCUGCUGAAAGGAUGCUGUCUGAAGAACUUACAACGGCCUCUGCAAGCAGAAUUGUGUUUCAAUCAUGUUAUCCAAAGUGAAAAGCUACUGAAGUAUGACCACUACCUAGUGCCAUUUACCCUGUUUGAGUUGGCGUGUUUGUACAAAAGCCAAGGGGAAAUCGACAAGGCCACAAAGGUCCUGGAGACUGCAAGAAACAACUACAAAGAUUACUCUAUGGAGUCCAGACUACACUUCAGACUUCAAGCAGCUCUGCACCUCUGGAAAAAACCUUCCUCAGAUUGACCAGAAUGUGAAGGACACACCAACAUCUACUAUAGAUUAGACCUUGUAUUACAAGUGGAAACGUGAAUCUUGUGAAUGAGAGACAAAGAAAAUUCCCUAAUUUUAUUGUCAAUAUUUUCUGUCAUCUCUGUGGUUUACUGUUGGUCUACAUAAAUGUUUUUCCCUCCUAUGGAAUGAUACUGUCUAGAAAAUUCUUAUAUUUUGCUUCUCCAAAAUGUUGGAGAGUAAAGAAGUCUUUUAAGGGACUCACAGGUACAAUAAAGUCUAAUUAGAUUAUUUAUUUUUUUAAUGUGGAAAUUAAUAUUGUUUAAGUAGCAAAUGACUUGUAAGUUAGGCAGUUUUUAGAUUUGUUAAAUUCCGGAGAUACUUUGUUGCUUGGUAUUUAAGUUUGAGAGGAGAAAUUAAAAUCACCUACAUUCAAAAUAGCUUCAUAAUAACUUGAUGACAAUUCCAGAAAAAGAAGGCAAUGGUUGUGGACAGGAACAAGAUAAUAUACUUAGUAGGCUGAAGAGUUUUGUAUCUAGAAAAGAUAAUGAAAUAUUGUAUUUUUUUAUUCUUUAUGUAAGUUAAAAAUGGUGACAUUUUGAGAGCUUAUCCUGUUUUUGAAUGUAUUUAAGUCUGUUAUAAUAAUUCAAAAAGCUCUGAGUAGCUUAAGGGAAGAAAAAGUCAUAUUUUAUAAAUUAUCCUCAACCUUAGUUAGCAAUGUGAGCUGAAAAUAGGAAAGUUCCUGCUGCAUUCUUGAUAUACAAAAUAUACAAAAUAUACAAAAUAUCAAUAAGUUUUAUACUCAUGAUGUUGGAGUGUAAGAUCCAGUUUUCUAAUCUCUCUAGCACUGUGACGGUUCCUUGUAAAAUCUGGACUGUGCUUAGUCCCUUAAUUGGGAAACACUAUCAGAGACAUUGAGCAAAGAGAGCCUGACUCUGGUCCUGGUUCUGCUGCUGGUUAGCAGUUAACAGGGUGACCUUUAGGGAGCUCUCUGCUCACUGCCUCACCAUGUUUUCUUUGUCUCUGAAAUGGAAAUUGAACAGUUGACGUUCAAACUCUCUUUCAGUCUUAUAGCUGUGAGUCAAUGCAUUAAGUAUUUAUUUUUGGCAAUUAAUGUUAAAAUGUUCAAUCCCAACCAUUCCUAUUUAGAGUAUGCUUUAAUUUGCAAUCAUCACUAUCUCUGUCCCCUCUCCUCCAUAUGUAUGUGUUUAUGUAUGUGUUAUGGCUAAGGACAAGAUUGUAUCCAGAGAUAGGAGAAACAAUUUGAGAACUGAUGAAUCAGGGUUUUGUCUUAUUUCUAUUUCUAUUGUGAGGAAGAAUAAGUUGUCAUGGAAGCUUCUACAGUUUAGCAGAAACAGCUCCAGAUUGGGAGUCAGGUGCUCAUAUCUGUAAGUUAAUGGUUCCCUGAGAUGGAGCAAGUCAUUCACAUGUUUUGAGGUUCAGUUUUCCCAGUGGGGACACCAAUAUAGUGCUUGGUGCUUGUGAGGGUUAAAUUAGAUAAUGCAUAGGACAGUUUUUUGUAAACUGAAAGGCUAUGUGAGUUAUUGUAAUAAUUAUGGUUUUAUGCACUGAUCAUAUCUACUCAAAGGUUUUGGCUGAGCCUCUGAUCUUUGAUAUAAAAUUAAAAAGCAUGUAAAUUCAGAUACUUUAACUUUAUGAAUGUGUUUGGUACUGACCAUAGCUCAGAGUGUGAAUUCGUUCUCUGUGAAUUCGUUCUCUGCUCUUUAUUCCUGCCCACUUGAGCCUGUGCUUAGCAGGUUUUUGAUCCUGUGUUUUUUAAGUUGCUAAUUCUUGAACAGUACUAAGUAUGGAGUUAAUGCAACUCAAGUCAGAAUACCCUCACCCCAUCAGAUAGUAAAGUGGUAGAUCUCAGUAUGUGCUGUUAAUAUGAAUGAAAUCAAUAUAACUACAGACGAAAGAGGACAUUAAAUUAAUAUAUUAAAAUUGUGGAAAAUGUGGUCAACAUUAUCUUGUAUAUUAUUUAGAAAAAAGUUUAUACAUACCUUAGAAAAGUUUUGGUGGCAUUAUUUUUUUAAAAAACAGAAACACCCAUGUGAAAUGGAAAGUGAACAGUUGAAAUCAGUUGAAACUGCAAAUCAGAAUGAAAAUUUUCUUUCUGGUAUAAAAUGAAAAUUUAAACUAACAAUGGUCAUUUAAAAUUUUUAUUUUAACUCUGCAUUACCAAGAAAAUAUGAAAUAAAUUCAUAUCUCCCAUUUAAAUUUUUUCUUUGUUAUUCUUUACUCUGUAUUUAUUAAUGCUUCCUAAUCAUUUUAUAGUUACCUGGUAAUAUGGAUAACCUAGUAGAUUUUGGUAGAUUAUCCAGCAGAUUUUUACAUGGUGUAAUAUCACAUAAAAAAAUUUGUUUCCUGCGCCUUGUGUAAGACACCAUGCUGGUAUCAGUUCCUUGUGACAUCAACUAGUAUUAGAUUUUUGAAUUUACUUUGUGAUUCAGGGUGAUCUGUGAAGAAUGAGUACUGAAGUGACAAUGUUUUUAUCUAAUGUUCCCAGGGGCAUAUGUGAUGGGAUUUGGCUGCCAGGAAGUCUGUGCAAUUUGUGUAGUUCCUGGUAUAAUUGCCUUUUUUUUUUUAAUGGAGAAUCAGGAUUCUGAUUGGGGUUAUAUAAAUUCAUUACUCAAAUAGAGGUUAUACUUUGUAGGACUGGUGACAAGAAGGAUGAUUUCUCUUUGACAUUAAUGGAAGAUUAACUAUAUCAGAUCUUAUAUGUACAUGUAUUUUAAUGUUUUCUGUGCUUCUCCUGGAUACAAGAAGGUCUCAUUUAAGAAGUUUAUUGAUUCUCUGUCUCUUCAAAAGACAGAAAUAAGAAGUGGUAGAAGCUGUAGGGAGGUGAAUUCCAGAUUAAUCAGGCUCAGUGAAGACUUAAUCAUUGAAACAUCCAAUCUAACUUGUGUGUGUGUGUGUGCGCGCGUGUGUGCGUGCGUGCAAGGGAAUAACUAUGGCAUUCCUAUCUGGCCUGGAAGCUUGAAACUUUCAGGUAACUCUAAGACUCUUUUAUUAAACUAAUUAAACAAAGGUAUUUGUGACCAACUAGAAAGAUUUCUAGAACUACUCUAAUUCUUCACUGCUUUCCCCCCUAUUUUCCUUAGUUAUAGUCUUAUAAUUACUAAUCAUAAAGUCAAACCCAUUUAGCUAAUAAAAGCUCCAGUGACCAUUUUGAAGCCGUUAGAUUUUGUCUUUCAUCUGUCUUGGAAAAGGUCUUGAGAAAUUAAUAGUGCUCUCCCCAAGCUCUAAAUAGUGUUGUUUCUCUUUUAGUCCUGCUCUGUCUGACAUUUUAGCCACUCUCCACAUGUGGCUGUCGAGCCCCUGAAACAUGACGAGUGGUACAUGUUGGAAUGAUGUGCCUGUUGGAACUUAAACACACAAGCUCUGUUUUAUGUAAAUGGCUGUUUCUGUUGUGCUUCCUGAAAUUCUGACUUUCACUCGUCCACUAUGAUUACUAUAGUUGCGUUGCCAAUUAUGUUUCAAAUUUAUGAUGGUUGCUUUUUUGGUUUAAGUGUCCAAAAACCUGCAUUUCAGCAUGUUUAUUUUGCAGGUGAUGAGAAGUCACUGGCAUGGGUGAGCAUUAUUUCCUCUUAUCCCCAGAUGCUGAUACACCAGACUGAAAGAUGUUAUUUUAAGAUUAUUAUUUUAUUCUGAUUUUAUAGACAUUCCUCGCUUUUUCAGAAGCAACAGCACAAACUGUUAGAGUUAUCGAGAAAGUGACUCGCACUUUUGAGAUGUUAGUACAUUUUAUGAUUAAAGUAAUAUUUUCUAAGGUUAACAUUAUUUUGAAAAAUAGAGCGCUCUUUUUAAUUCCUUUAUAUUAUCACUGUUUCAUCAUUGAUUCAGCAAGACCAAUAUUGCUAUGUAAAGGUUUUUAGAGAGUAAUUGCCCAGUUAGACUCUAUUAGUUGGCAUAUGGUUUAUUUGUUAUAUAUUUUAUGCCUUUUGCUGCCUGCUAGUACCAUUUUUAAUGUGUAUGAUACCUGCAUAGUGUGCAUACAUAUCACUGACAUAUCUUUAACCUCUUUAGACAUUUCUUGAUCAGAAAACAACUUACAAAUAUUAAGUAGACAAUCUUUUAGACUGUUUUUCAGAAUGAGUUCAGAAAAACUCUAUCCUCAGAUCAAUUACUUACAUUUUUUUCAUUCAUGUGUCAGGUUGCUUGCUGCUGAAUCCUUGCUUCCCAUUGUGGUAGUUUUGUCUUUUAGCUCCUAGAUUUACUUACUUCAGAAUAUUGAAGUUGAAGUGUAAUGGAAAGGACACAUCAACAUUUAUCAUGAGGGGAAAACGUCUUCUGUGUUGAGCAGUUGCUGUCCGACCUUGACAGUGUUGAAAUUCAUUCCAGCAUCUUUAUAACUCUCCAACUACAGAAAGGAUGGAUGCAAGGACUAUUUAGCAGAUUGAGAAAGCUGACCAGGUUCUUAGCCUGAAUCAUACCAGAGGGACAUGUGGUUCUAGCUUUGGAGAAAGUCUAACCCCCAUCUGUCCAGCUUACAGGUGAGGCAACAUAGCCGUCUGUAAGACCUGUAUAUGGAAAAAUCAAAGCAGCCCCCUCCCUUGUAUUUAACUAAUCAUGAAUGCCUACAGAUGUCUACAGGUUGGCUAUUCAAUAGAAAAAUUCAAGGUACUUUAAUACUGAACUUCAUUAAGUAAAACUUAUUGCACAUUAAUAUGGAAUACACGUUGUAUGUGAAUCUAGUAAUUCUUAGAAACACAUUAUUUAAAUGAUGAAUGUAAGGGAUGCUGGCAUAUCCCACUGGGAGCUUUUGUUUUAUUGCUACUUAAGUAUUUUCUAGUAAAUAAGUUUUGAUUAUUGGUAGACUAUUUAGGGCCUCCGGGAGAGGGCAGAAGAUAGUCUCAGUGUAACAUAACUGGUAGUCAGAGAAAUCGGAUAUAAUGAAACAUGUUAAAGUUGCUUAUCAUUUCAGUUUUAAAGGAGUUACAUUAUUUUGAAAUGCUGGAAAGUCUUCCAUUUGAAAGGAUGACACGCCUGCUUUGAAAAUCAUGUAUACAUUUAAAUGCAUUCUUAUUUUUACUGGAGUCAAGUGUCCAGGUGGCAAUUUUGGGUAUAGUAAAUAAGUUUAAACAAUUUUCAUUAAUUCACUUUUUUCUGAAGUGAUUUUAUUGAUCAUAGUAGGUAAUUUCUUCCUAUACAGUGACUAUUUUUUAUUUAAUAAUGACAUGAAAAGAGAGAUUAUGGUAAACAUUAUAAAUCUUAGGCUAUUGAUUUAGUGGCUUAAGAAAAACAGUACCGUAGGGUUUUGUUUAACUGAAAUUUUCAGAAAGAGAACAUGUGUUUCACUGGUAUGUGCUAGGAAAAUUACUUCAUCUCAACAAUAUGUAUGUUCUCAUGUGUCAGGGGAAGAUUUUAUAACUAAAUAGUUUAUUAUUUUUUCCCAAUGCUAACUGUUGAUAUCCAAACACCUGAAUGAAUACCAGCUGACUCAUUGAUAUACUAGUGUUUUAAAAUCUUUAUUUGCAAAUGUUCAUAGAACUCUUGAAUUUUUUGACACAAAUUGCUAAAUCCUAUGUAAAGGCAAAAUAUAUAUUUAAUAAACAAGAAUAUUUUAUUACUGAAAUUUAUUUCUAACGCAAGCUUAUUUUGUAGGUUCUUCACUUGUGAAGUUUUCUGUUGCCUUAAAACACACAAACAAAUUAAACCUGUCUUGUCAUCUGGUCACCUAAAAACCUGUAACAUUCCCUUGACAUGUAGAGGGAUUUUGAAUUUCUUCAAUAGUGUGCAUUUUCCACCUUUGUUUGAAUUAAACAAAAGUAAAAUUGGAGGCCAUGGCAUUUCAUAAAUCAGUGAAUGAUUUCCUGUUGAAUCAUCAAAACUUCCUGUAUGUACUUUAUAAUUCAAUGUUUUAUUAGUAAAAACUGUCAGCAUUUUCUUUUUCUCCUCUUGUUAUAUUUGAGCUCAACCUAUCUUUCCCACUCCCAAUCAUCACAGUUUUAUAGAGCAAAAUAUUUUUAGAGAUUGAAGAUGUGCGAUGAAUGUAAGAUCUUCUAAAUAAGGUACAUGUGUUUGUAGCAUCCAUCUGCUGAUCAAAUAGCGUUGGAUCUGGUACCAGAAAAUGAAAUCAAUUGUAACUAUAAAAGCAUUUUAUCAAUACAUGUUGACAAGAAAACUGUGAACUUCUGAUAUUUGUAAUACAAAGACUGUUCCCAAUGAGUAUUCACUGGCUGAUUUUGUGUUAGUUAUCAUCUAUUAAUUGUAAUUAAUGCUGAUAGGAGACCUUAUUUUUCAACAUGAAGACAGCAGUUCUUGUAUCCUGUUUUUACCAUGAAGGCAUUUUUGAAAACUGAUGUCAUCUUAGAAAUUGUAUUUUUAAGUGCAAAUAAACCUUCACAACUUGAACGUCAACAGGUUUCUUUUCUUUUCCGUCCAUAUCACAGAAUACCCUGCAUUAUCAAACACAUGUUUAAUUUGCCAGAUAUUCUCAGAAUAAUAUAUUUUCAUAUUGCUACCGCCGGCUUACCUACAAUGUGCAAUUGAAUUGUUACUUAAAUAAAUUACACUUGAUGGAGU